Messenger RNA from Mesorhabditis belari, 276 nucleotides. The record is from the annotation of a GenBank genome assembly. NCBI's taxonomy places the organism in Eukaryota, Metazoa, Nematoda, Chromadorea, Rhabditida, Rhabditidae.
AUGGGCACCGAGAAAGAAAUCGACACAUUCAUGGCAAUCGAAAAAAUCAACUCGGAAGUACGAAUGAUGGAUAAGACUAUGGAGGUGAAAGCCACUCUACAAGCGAUCAAGAUUCAAGAUAUGACGAAGGGCGCUUUAUACACCGAUCUAAUGGCUGUCCAUGGAAGCGAAGAAAUGCUCCGCUUUGAGUUUACCCAGUAUCAACGCACCGAGGUCGAGAAAAAGGCGAUGGCUCCCACGGAUCGAAGGUACAUCUACAGUCAAUCGGUUCAUCUG